UGCGCCUUAGCUUUUGAAUAUAUCAAUAUCUAAACCUCUAUCUUAGUUGAUUUGAUUUGGACGACAUCAGUAAUCAGUUUAAAGCUUGUGAAAAAGAUUGCAGAGAUGCUCAACCAGAAAUUCAAGAUCGUAAAGCAACCAACUUUAGUUACUCCUGCAAAAGAAACCCCAAAUGGCCACUAUUUCCUCAGUAAUCUCGACCUGAUUGUUCCGGUGACAUUCUCGACUGUGUACUACUAUAAGUCAGCGGCACCUUCAUUUGUUGAAAGCAUCAAGGAUUCCUUGGCGAAUAUCCUUGUUUACUAUUAUCCAUUUGCUGGUCGUUUAAUAAUUACUGAAGAUGGGAAGCUGGCAAUCAAUUGCACUGGCGAAGGUGCUGUUUUUGUUGAAGCUGAGGUUGAUUGUUGUAUGGAUGAGAUUGGAGAUUUUGAAUCUUAUAAUCCUAAAACUCUUCCUAAGCUUGUUUAUGACAGGAGUAGUGAUGCAAAAUAUUUACUCGAAGUUCCACCACUCGCGGUUCAGGUAACCAGAUUCAAGUGCGGAGGAUUUAUACUGGGCGUAAGUGUGAACCACUGUAUUGUUGAUGGACUUUCUCUCGUGGAGUUUUUGAACUCAUGGGGUGAGCUUGCAAGAGGCUUGCCGUUAACCAUACCCCCGUUCUUAGACAGAACUUUACUCAAAGCAAGAAAGCCAACUAAGGUAGAGUUCACUCAUAACGAGUACACAGAGAUUGAAGACAUAUCGAAAAACACUACUAAUCUUGUCCAUGAAGAAGAUCUCGUCUUCAAGUCUUUUGCUUUCGACUCAAUGAAGCUAAAACAACUCAAAACAAAAGCAAUGGAAGAUGGGGUUCUUCAAACAUGUUCUACUUUCGAAGCACUGACUGCUUUUAUUUGGAGAGCUAGAAGUCGAGCGUUAAAACUCCAUCCAGAUCAAAUAACAAAGCUAUACUUUGCUGUUGAUGGUAGGGAUAGAUUUUAUCCUCCAUUACCUAAAGGGUAUUUUGGCAAUGGUGCAAUGUUCAUGAGUACUCUGUGCUCAUUAAGUGAGUUGCUAGGGAACCUGAUGUCAUAUACAGUUCAACUCAUUCGAAACUCGAUUAAGUCAGUUACAGAUAGUUGCAUAAGAUCCUCAAUAGAUUGCUAUGAAGAAACAAGAACUAGAGCUUCUCUAUCUGCCACAUUCUUGGUAAGUACUUGGUCUAAGCUAUCUUUUCACACUACUGAUUUCGGGUGUGGAGUACCAGUUUCACCUGGACCAGUUCCUUUUUCGGAUCUCGAUUUAUUCCUACCCUAUGGAGACGAUCGAAAAGGUAUAAAUGUAUUCAUCGGCUUGCCUUCUUCUGCUAUGAUGAUAUUUGAAAAACUUAUGGAGAUAAACAUUCAGUCCACUGAUUGAUUCAUCAUCUCUUCUAUCUCCAAAAAAUUACGUAGGAACUUAUCUGUGUUGUUAUACGUUAUGUGUGUCCUUCGCGCGUUUAAACAUGCAGAUUAAUAAAGCCAGGAUAUUCAUCUGUAUAUCUAAUCUCCCAAUGUGGCAUUGGUUUGUGGUUGUUUAUAAAUGUCUACAUUAGUUAAUAAUGUCGAGAGCGCGUUUGUGAUUUCAUUAUUAUAAGUAAACAUAAACAAUGUACGGUGUUAUGGAAUUGUUUGUAUAUUUGUAUAUAAGCUGUUGGUGA
Papaver somniferum (opium poppy) is the source of this 1678-nucleotide messenger RNA. Its product is annotated as omega-hydroxypalmitate O-feruloyl transferase-like. Gene Ontology annotation, molecular function: acyltransferase activity, transferring groups other than amino-acyl groups. The record is from RefSeq and is a predicted model, not a curated record. The transcript has 3 exons. Lineage: Eukaryota; Viridiplantae; Streptophyta; Magnoliopsida; Ranunculales; Papaveraceae. The coding region runs from base 106 to 1398 and encodes 430 amino acids.